UCGCUCGCGCGCACACACACACGCGCACGCACUCCCCAAGCAGCAGCUCGAGGACGAUACGGCGUACGCACGCGGGCGACACACACAUACACACACACACACUCACUUACACACACACACGAACAGAGCGAUGCUGGUGGAAACAGGACGAGUCGGAGUGUUUUAACUCACUGGACCUCCACGAGGAGCCUCCAGAGAGGGUGUGUAUGCAUGUGUGGAGACCACCUCGGGACCCCCUAACUGCGUUGAGGAGCCGGAGCUGAGGGGAUUUCAAGCCCUACUACUUCAGACUGCCACUUCACCGUUGACGGAUAUGCCACCAGCGCUGGUCACGCCGAGGACGCUUUAGUUCAGUUUCUACGCGAGUGACAACAACCAUGUGGCGCCGCCUGAGCGCGUUAUAAACGGGCUUCGGUCACCGACACACUCAACUUCUGACUUCACGAACACUUCGCCAGGCUCGACAGAGCCAAGGUGCGAUAACAAACCCCCAUCUCUCCUUCUCCUCACUGGAGAAAGACGCCGGUUUCAGCUCACCAGCCACCGCUGAGGCGACGGCGUGGAAACAUGGAUGUGUUACUGUCACUCCACCAAAUCGCUCUCGUCUUAUGUUUCGUCCUGAAAGCGAGCGGACAAGAAGGUGAAAAAUGUGGUGGCCACCUGGACGCCAGUGAUGCGGGUUAUAUCACAUCACCUGGUUACCCUUUGGAGUACCCGCCGCACCAGAACUGUGAGUGGGUUAUUACAGCCCCAGAGCCCACCCAGCGCAUCGUGCUGAACUUCAACCCCCACUUCGAGCUGGAGAGGCUCAACUGCAGGUAUGACUUUAUAGAGAUAAGAGAUGGCAACUCAGACUCAGCCGACCUGCUGGGGAAGCACUGCAGCAACAUCGCUCCCCCUGCCAUCAUCUCUUCUGGCCCUGUCCUCCACAUCAAGUUCGUGUCUGAUUACGCUCACCAGGGUGCUGGCUUCUCGCUGCGCUACGAGAUCCACAAGACCGGUUCGGAGCACUGUUUCCGGAACUUCACCGCUCCGACCGGCGUGAUCGAGUCGCCCGACUUCCCUGACAAGUACCCUCACAACCUGGAAUGCUCCUACAUCAUCAUCACCCCUCCUCAGACUGAGGUCACCCUCACCUUCAAAACCUUCGACCUGGAGAAUGACCCCUUGCUGAUGGCCGAGGGUGAUUGCAAAUACGAUUGGCUGGAAGUGUGGGACGGCCUGCCCCAGGUGGCACCACUGAUUGGACGAUACUGUGGCACAAAGAUCCCUCCAGAGAUUGUGUCCUCAACUGGGCUCCUCUCUCUGUCCUUCCACACCGACAUGGCUGUGGCCAAAGAUGGCUUUUCUGCCCGCUACAACAUGACCCGCAAGGAAGUUAGCGACACAUUCCACUGCAGUACCGCCUUUGGCAUGGAGUCGGGGAAGAUUUCUGAUGAGCAGAUCACGGCAUCCUCUUCCUUCUACGACGGCCGCUGGCAGCCUCGGCUGGCCCGCCUCAACAACGAGGACAAUGCCUGGACGCCCGCAGAAGACAGCAACAAAGAGUACAUUCAGGUGGACCUGCACUUCCUCAAGGUUCUGACCGGUAUUGCCACUCAGGGAGCCAUAUCAAAAGAGACGCAGAAGUCUUACUAUGUCACCACUUUCAAGCUGGAGGUCAGCACCAAUGGAGAAGACUGGAUGAUCUACCGCCAUGGCAAGAACCACAAGAUAUUCCAUGCUAACACAGACCCAUCCGAAGUGGUGCUGAACCGAGUUCCUCAGCCUGUUCUGGCCCGUUUCGUCCGCAUUAGACCCCAGGCCUGGAAGAAUGGCAUCGCCCUGCGUUUCGAGCUUUAUGGAUGUCAGAUCACAGACGCUCCAUGUUCAGAGCUCCAGGGAAUGCUCUCAGGUCUGCUGCCGGAUUCUCAGAUCACGGCUUCUUCAGUGAGGGACCUGCACUGGGCCCCUGGAGCCGCCAGGCUUGUGGCCAGCAGAUCAGGCUGGUUUCCUGCUCCAGCGCAGCCCCUGGCUGGAGAAGAGUGGCUCCAGGUAGACUUGGCCACUAUCAAGAUGGUGCGUGGGGUCAUCACCCAGGGGGCGCGCAGUGGAGAGGUGGGAAGCAGCUCGGACAAUCGGGCCUUCGUCCGCAAGUACCGCCUGGCCCACAGCCUCAACGGAAAAGACUGGAACUUUGUGAUGGACAGCAAGACCAGUAUGCCCAAGAUCUUUGAGGGGAACUCGCACUAUGACACUCCAGAGCUGAGGCGCUUUGAGGAAAUCCCAGCCCAGUUCAUCAGAAUCUACCCCGAGCGCUGGUCCCCCGCCGGCAUCGGCAUGAGGAUGGAGGUGCUGGGCUGCAGCUUGCCAGAAACGUCUACACUUGCCACUGAGACGUCCUCGUUCACUCGAUCUCCGCUUGGAGAAAGCAGCACUGCCCACAAGCUCAGCUCUGGCUCCAGCACCUCUCCCCCCUCUCCAGCGGUGCUGUGUGAUUUUGAGCAGGGUUUGUGUGGUUGGACCGAUGACCCGGAUGCUGACCUCAGCUGGGCUCUACACAGCUCCAGCAGAAGCACAGCCCUGGGCCAAAGUCAAGACCUCUCCAUAGGCUCCAACAGUUUGGGAAACUAUCUGUACAUCGAGGCUAGCCCUAAGACGCAAGGGAAGAAAGCAAGGCUCUUCAGUCCUGAGGUAGGCCCUGACACUGGGCCUCUGUGCCUGAAGUUCUCCUAUCAACUUGAGGACGAGGGAACACUGCGCAUCCUGCUUCGCAACCCGCUCCAGGAAGAAACCCUUCUCUGGGCCCUCCAUGGCAAUCAGGAACCCAUCUGGAAGGAGGGACGCACCAUCAUACCUCGAUCCCCCAAAGAAUUUCAGGUGGUCAUUGAAGCCGUUUUUGAGAAGGCCACCACGGGCCACAUCUGGAUUGAUAAUAUCCAUAUGAGCUCAAGCACGCCGCUGGAGGAAUGUACCCAACCUUUCCCUCCCUUCCCUCCAGAUAUGACUGUUAAAAGAAUGGACCCUAGAGGUAGUCGUCUUCUCAACAGCAGGGACCAAAUAGAUGCAGGUUUACAGUACCCUGAAUGGAGUACUGUGGAGCCCUCCUCAGAGCCUCCAGUGACACGGGUGCCCGACAAAGAGAGCUCCUGGCUCUACACGCUGGACCCCAUUCUGUUGACCAUCAUUGUGAUGAGCUCACUGGGUGUCCUCCUGGGGGCCGUGUGUGCUGGCCUGCUUUUGUACUGCACCUGCUCAUAUGGAGGCCUGACCUCGCGCUCCUCCACCACCCUGGAGAACUACAACUUUGAGCUCUACGAUGGCAUCAAGCACAAAGUCAAGCUCAAUCAACAGCGCUGCUGCACAGAAGCUUGAAGGCCACCGGUUGAUGUUCAUCGGACAUAUCAAAUUUGACCCUGGAAUGGCCAUGUUGGACUCUUUGCAGAGAAACAAGCUUCAUCUCUUGGUAUGCAUGUCCCUUUUGGCAUUGGAACAACUUGCUGCUUGAUGAUGCGGCUGUUGGAGCCCCUACUUUCCAACUGGCGUUUCUUGCUCAGCUCAGAUAGCGCUCGCCUGGAUACCAUUUUCUGGUUGGUUUGCAUCAAAGAUUGAAUAUCAGAGGCUGCUAAGAGGGAUCUCUAGUGAAACUCUUCCCAGCUUUGCCUCAAAAACAGAUAUCGAUACAUAUCAGUGUUCUGCAUAUUUCCAAAAAAUGUAUAUCUAGAUAAAGCUUAGAUUUUUAAAUGGGAGAUCUAUGGUAGAUUUGAGUGGCUGGACUUUAAAGUGCUCUCAUCUUCCAAAAUUGCAGAACUUAUGGCAUGUGGCUGAUUUUGUGGUCACUCUUUGGUGAGAUUUUUUUUUUUUUUCAAAGGCCCUGACAUGUGAUGCCUUAAUGCUGGUCAAUGCUUUUCUUCUUUGUGGCCAUCAUUGGCCUAGAUUGAUCUUACAUUUUAUUCUUACUGGAUCUUCACAACCCUUUGCUUGUUUAGUUCCGUGAUAUUGUUUCGUGUUUCGCUUUGAGUUUAAAUGAUGGAAUAGGAUGGCAAGAAACCUGUUCUGAUUAAGAUAAGCCAAGCAGAGUUUGGUAGGUUUAGAUUGAGGCCUUGUGACUAUGGUUGUGUGUUAGGAAAAUUGGGGACCACAUUGUUCUUGUGUAAAACAACAGGGAAUUUUGUCAGUGCAACCUAUGGAUUGCUGUAAAUGGGAAGCAAUGAACUAAAGGCUUUUCAUCAUUUAUUGUUGCGAGAGACAGAAAUGGUGACCAUUCUAAAUUGGCCCACAGAUGUCCAGAGAUGUACACCAGAAAAA
This is a messenger RNA of Colossoma macropomum (tambaqui), 4287 nucleotides long. It is a transcript of the gene nrp2a, whose product is annotated as neuropilin 2a. NCBI's taxonomy places the organism in Eukaryota, Metazoa, Chordata, Actinopteri, Characiformes, Serrasalmidae. Gene Ontology annotation, molecular function: vascular endothelial growth factor receptor activity; semaphorin receptor activity. The record is from RefSeq and is a predicted model, not a curated record. The transcript has 17 exons. The coding region runs from base 568 to 3354 and encodes 928 amino acids. Gene Ontology annotation, biological process: vascular endothelial growth factor signaling pathway; angiogenesis; axon guidance. Gene Ontology annotation, cellular component: membrane.